This is a messenger RNA of Phialemonium atrogriseum, 2637 nucleotides long. Its product is annotated as mitochondrial aminopeptidase 2. The record is from RefSeq and is a predicted model, not a curated record. Gene Ontology annotation, molecular function: metalloaminopeptidase activity; zinc ion binding; peptide binding. The coding region runs from base 1 to 2637 and encodes 878 amino acids. The transcript is spliced from 4 exons. Gene Ontology annotation, biological process: proteolysis; peptide catabolic process. Lineage: Eukaryota; Fungi; Ascomycota; Sordariomycetes; Cephalothecales; Cephalothecaceae. Gene Ontology annotation, cellular component: cytoplasm.
AUGUGCAGGACUCAAGCAGGAGCCGACAUGUCAGGCGGGGUCAACAACAUCCACGGCCGGGAGCUGCUUCCGAGCAACGUCAUCCCCCGACACUACGACCUCACCUUGGAACCCGACUUUGCGAAUCUGACCUUUGACGGAACUGUCAUUAUCGAUCUCGAUGUUGCCGAUGACUCCAAAUCCAUUUCCCUACACACACUCGAGUUGGACAUCCACAAUGCCAAGAUCACCUCGGGUGGGCAGACCGUCAGCUCGUCCCCCAAGAUCACAUACAUUGAGUCCACUCAGGCCACCAAGCUCGAUUUCGACAAUGCCAUCCCCAAAGGCAGCAAGGCCCAGUUGGAGAUCAAGUUCACCGGCCAACUUAACGACAAGAUGGCGGGGUUCUACAGGUCAACAUACAAGAAAGCCGAUGGCACUGACGGCAUAAUGGCGGUCUCCCAGAUGGAGCCGACUGAUGCGCGCCGGGCGUUCCCUUGCUUUGACGAACCAUCCCUCAAGGCCAAGUUCACCGUCACUCUCAUUGCCGACAAGAACUUGACUUGCCUCAGCAACAUGGAUGUCGCCAGCGAGACCGAAGUUGGGUCCAAGACGGCCGUCAAGUUCAACGAGUCGCCACUGAUGUCCACCUACCUUGUUGCGUUUAUCGUUGGCGAGCUCAACUACAUUGAGAGUAACGACUUCCGAGUGCCCGUCCGUGUCUACGCACCCCCAGGCCAGGACAUCGAACAUGGCCGCUUUUCUCUGGAUUUGGCAGCCAAGACGUUGGCAUUCUACGAGAAGGUGUUCGGCAUCGACUUCCCGCUCCCAAAGAUGGACCAAGUUGCCAUCCCCGACUUUGCCCAGGGCGCCAUGGAGAAUUGGGGUCUGGUCACCUAUCGAGUCGUCGAUCUCCUUCUCGACGAGAAGGUUAGCGGUGCAGCGACGAAGGAGCGGGUCGCCGAGGUCGUCCAGCACGAGCUUGCACACCAGUGGUUUGGCAACCUCGUCACCAUGGACUGGUGGGAUGGCCUGUGGCUCAACGAAGGCUUCGCCACUUGGGCUUCCUGGUAUUCCUGCAACGUCUUCUAUCCGGAGUGGAAGGUCUGGGAGAGUUACGUGACGGACAAUCUCCAGAGGGCACUCGCGCUUGAUUCGCUUCGAAGCAGUCACCCGAUCGAGGUCCCUGUGAAGAAGGCUGAUGAGAUCAACCAGAUCUUUGAUGCUAUUUCUUACUCGAAGGGCUCGUGUGUGUUGCGGAUGAUUUCCACCUAUCUAGGGGAGGAAACCUUCUUGGAAGGCGUUCGCCAAUAUCUCAAGAAGCACGCCUACGGAAACACCGAGACUGGUGACCUGUGGGCGGCUCUGAGUGAUGCAAGCGGCAAGAAGGUGGACGACGUCAUGACCGUGUGGACCAAACAUAUCGGGUUCCCGGUCGUUACUGUCACGGAAAACAACGACAAUUCUAUCCACUUGAAGCAAAACCGCUUCUUGCGGACCGGCGAUGCCAAGCCGGAAGAGGACGAAGUUCUCUACCCCGUGUUCCUUGGCCUCCGGACGAAGGAUGGAGUAAACGAGAAUCUGGCGCUUGAUCAGCGGGAGGGGAACUUCAAGGUGCCGAGCAUGGACUUCUUCAAGCUGAAUGCUAACCACACCGGACUGUACCGGACUGCUUACUCCCCACAGAGGCUGGAGAAGCUGGGAGAGGCUGCGAAGAGCGGGCUCCUUACGGUCGAGGACAGAGCAGGAAUGAUUGCCGAUGCCGGAGCGUUGGCUGUCUCGGGAUAUCAGAAGACCUCGGGGGUUCUCAGCCUGUUAAAGGGGCUCGAUUCCGAAACCGAGUUCGUUGUGUGGAGUGAGAUCAUAUCACGAAUCGCUUCCGUUCAGACCGCUUGGAUGUUCGAAGACAAGUCGACCCGAGAUGGGCUGGAGGCUUUCCAGCGUGAACUCGUGAGCGCGAGGGCACACAAGCUGGGCUGGGAAUUCUCGGACAAGGACGGCCACAUCGAGCAGCAGUUCAAGGCCUUGCUGUUCGGGAGUGCGGGGCUUUGCGGUGAUGAAACCAUCAUCAAGGCCGCCAAGGAUAUGUUCGGAAAGUUCAUGGCAGGAGACAAGUCGGCGAUCCACCCAAACAUCCGGGGCAGCGUAUUCGGCAUGGCUCUGAAGUAUGGUGGCAAGGACGAGUACGAGUCUAUCCUCAACUUCUACCGUACCUCCACCAACAGCGAUGAGCGCAACACUGCGCUGCGCUCCUUGGGACGAGCCAAGGAUCCGGAACUGAUCAAGAGGACACUGGGGAUGCUCCUGUCCAGCGAGGUGAAGGAUCAGGAUAUAUACAUGCCUGCAGCAGGGCUUCGCAGCCACACCGAAGGCAUUGAGGCUCUCUUUGACUGGAUGGCCGAAAACUGGGAUGAGCUUGUUGUGAAGCUCCCACCAGCUCUAUCCAUGCUUGGCACCAUGGUGACGAUUCUCACCUCGGGCUUCACUACCAAGGAACAGCUCAGCAAGGUUGAGACCUUCUUCGAGGGCAAGAGCACGACCGGGUUCGACCAAUCUUUGGCUCAGAGCCUAGAUGGCAUUCGGUCCAAGGUCUCCUGGCUGGAGCGGGACAGGGCAGAUGUGGCCACCUGGUUAAAGCAGAAUGGGUAUACUUCAUAA